Molecule: messenger RNA, 4895 nt
Organism: Microstroma glucosiphilum
Lineage: Eukaryota; Fungi; Basidiomycota; Exobasidiomycetes; Microstromatales; Microstromataceae
Exons: 1
Coding region: 346-4626 (1426 amino acids)
Source: RefSeq, a predicted model, not a curated record
CCAACAGCUUCCCCCUUGCUUGCUCGACAGGGUCCGAGAGGGGGACCCACCCAUUGGGUCCUGCCUCUCCUUGGCGAAGUUGUCCCUAUGAGAUGCAAGAUGGGCGGUAAGAUCUUGCCUUCGAACCUUCUCCACUCCCCACCUCUUGCCCCUACGUAGCUCCUCUUGCCUUUCACCAGCAUUUCCGGAGACGCUGUAGACUUAGCAAGAGGCGCAAGACCUUCUUCUUCACCGAUCGCCUCCAAUCUCAUUCAGAUCUCCUUUACUCUGCUUGCUUGAGCGAAGUGCUAUUUGCACAGACAGGUGGAUGGUGCCUCCGCACACGCUUCCAUCUCAGAUCUCAGCAUGAGAGCUUCCACCUCGGCCUCUCACCUCUCUCACGCUGACGGUAUCGAGUCUGGCUCGGCUCGGACUCAUGUCGCCGCAAAUGGCACGAGAAUGGUGGGAAGUAGCAGUGCUCAUCAGCUCUCGUAUCCUCAAGACAAUGCAGAACGGAAGCCUCGAUUUCAUCACAAACCGACUCGCCGGCAGAAUGCUCGUAUGCAGUUAGCCGCCGCCCUCAUCGAGGCUGACAAUGAGCAAAUCUUGCACAAAGCAGAAGCGCUCAGAGCCGAACAGGAAGCGCGGGAAGAGGAUGACCUCGCGUGCCCUGGACUCGGACCAUCGCCUCUUCCAGAGCCUAAGCUAGCCUGCCAGAGUGUUCUCUUCAAGCCUUGGAGGGAUGGCUUUGAAGUUGAUCAAGACGAGGGAGAGCCAGGAGGAGGAGAGGCAAGCUUCGCUACUCCUCUUGGCGAGCCUGACAUCCCUCUCCGUCGAUCUACUAAGCGCAUCCAGGAAAUCCAGACCAAUCGAAGACCUUCAAGCGUUGACUUCCUAGGCAUCAAGCUGCCAGGAGAGAGCUCGGAGAGGCUCAAGGUUUCACACAGCGCUCCUGUCUCUGGAGUAGGCUUUAGCGUAGGCUGGGGAGUUGACAGAUUUCUCAGUGAGGAUGCCCUCAAGAGUCUUGCGGAGCUACACGAACAUUCGAAAAGGCAGGCGACACCCGAUGAGUCCACGCCAGCUUCACUCGAAGCCGGUGAGCAAGCCACGAGUCACCAGCGCAGUGCAAGCGUUGGCCCCUCCGUGCCGUCCACUGAGCGAACUUUCAGCGGUACACAACCUAGGUUCAGAAGGUCACAAUCAGACGCAAGUGUCCUCGCGGAAGGAUCGCGUUCCCGGGGCUAUGAUCUGAGAUUGCUUGCCAGAAUCAAGGCCUAUCGAGAAGGACAAAACGAUGAUCAGCGAGAUGACGAGGCUUUGGACAUUGCCGCCCCUCACCUCUCCCCGCUCUCAGCUUCCGACGGUAUAAGGAUGCAACUCGCGGACACGCAAGCCGAUCUGAUGUUGCAGCAGCCAAGCAUUAAGCGUCCACAAGGUUCCGAUCUAUUGCGAGGCGACAGCAUGGCUGGCGUAGGCUCGUUCUCGCCUGAGAGACGCCUCUCCUUUGUAGGAGCCCCCGUAGUCCUCCCUGAACUCGGCUUUGAUUCUUCGAUCCCUUUAGCCUCACAGCGAUCCGGGCUAUCGAACGCUCUCAAGCAGCCGGAGGUCGACUCAUUGACAAGACCAGCCCACAACACUGCUGAUUUUGGAAAUGUAGUUGCUCUUCAAGGCGAUCUGUACACUGCUCUUGCACUCGCCGAGAGCCCUUACCCCGGAUCGUAUCGACGGUUUCACCGGAGCCCGACGUUCGGGGCACUGGAAAGUCUGUCUCCACCCAUGCCUCCACUGCAACUUUCUGCUCCUGUGGAACCCCUGUCGGGCCUCGAUGAUCAGAGAAGAGGGUCAAUGUCACCAGAGCAGGGCCUCUCGACAAGAGAGCUACAGGCAUUGGCCAGGCAAAGUCACUUCCCGGAUAGCUACGGCAUCUUUGUGCCUCCACCUAGCAGUGAAGAAGAAGUGAAGACGGACAGGGCUCGAACGAGGGGCUCUUACCGCACCGAUCGACCUGUCGGUGGCACUGACAGAGGCCCCGCGGCAGCUGCAUCUGACGUUUGGCCGGCGGACCGGUCGCCCGGUCGGCUCAGACGGGCACUCCGCCCUGUGACAGGUCUCUUCAGCAGUGCGGCGAUGAGCACACCACCGCAUGACCAGCUAGAGGAGCGUGUUAGCGGACGUCGAAGAGAGCCGGACCUGAGUUCAUCAAAGUGGAAUCCCAAGAAAGGCAAAGUUCGGCGUGACAUCACCGAUGAGCAAGGUGAACCUGGCAACGGCGAUCAAACACUGAGAGAACUCACAUCAACGGAGCAAAGUCAUCAGGAAGGGCGCUCUGAUGAGCUCGGCCUGUAUUCUACACCAGAGCUGAUGGCUUUCAAAGAGGAAGAGCGCUACGAUGCUGUGACGAAUCAAGAACCUGAUGUCGAUGACGAUUACAUCUCACCUCCGCAGAAGGGCCCGCUCAAGCCGAAAGGCGUAGACGCAUGGCUGCCACAAAUCCUCGUCACACCUGAACCGCUUGAGCACACCGUUCAGAUGCCACGAACGAGACUCAGCGAUGGAACGACAGUGGCUGCUACUGUGGUCCCCAUCUUAGCGCCUCCAGGUAUCGGAAGACGAAGUAAUAUGGCAUCUACCGCCCUCUUCCGCAAUGGGCUUGUGCACAAUGAGGAGGAGAAAGAGGGCUGGGGUUGGGAGCUCUCUUCGGCGCCUCGGCCCUUGCAACGUUCCGAAGAGGUGGACUCAGACCAGCUGAGCUCGUCUGAACAGGGACCCCCGGUCAAACCUAAGUUGACACGCAAAGAGGCAAAGGCCAGACAGAAACGGAAGCGCGCACGAGCACUACGUCGCGAGAAGCGUGCCGAGGCUGAUGCCGCUGGGCAGACCUACGAGGAGGCAGGUGUACCCGAAGAUUCACCUCUGGAAGACGCAUCUCUAUCGGAAGACUCGGCUAGCGAUAAUACGGACUUCGAAAACAGAGAGGAAGAGCUGUUCGUUGAUGAACAAAGCAAGCCCGCUGGGAAACUCUUCGGUAAGAGCUUACUCGAUGUGGCUCAGGAGCGGCAAGAAGAGAAGAAGGCUGUCACCAGGUACUAUGGUCAGCGGGACCUCGGCGACUCUAUUUCGCAGAAGGAUGGCGAUACUGCCUCCAUUGCGCCCAGCUCGGCAGGCCAGUCUUUCAGAGACAACCCAUUCGGCUUCAACGAUACAAGAGAGAGGAUGCGAGCUGCUCUAGGCGUCGAUGCCAACUGGGAGAGGGAGAUGGCAGAGCGCCGGAUCAAGGAUGCGGAGGAAGAGGAAGAGAUGGCAGCCGUCCGGGCAGCAGCAGCUCUCCUCCAGCAGGAGAAAGAGGCGAAAAGGCAGAGAAAGCGCAAGAUCUUCGGUCGUCGAAACAAAUUUGGUGGUGAUGAUCAGCUUGGGGUGAGCGGCAAGGAAGCUUGCCAAUUUGUACCGGAGAUGGCUACUGAGGCGGAAGCUGCCGUGAGCUCGGAACGUGCGCAGGAGCCCAAAGCGAUCGAGUCUUCGGCACCAGAGCCCGACCUAGAUGCCGAUGACACUCUGCAACCCGGCGGUAUCGGACAGGAGCAAGCACCGGAACCUCCGGCUAUCACACAGCCUCCGAGGAUCGAGAUUGGUCUUUCAAGCCCCCCUCAGCUACGCUCGGCUGCCGGCCGGGGUGUUAGUGCGUGGCAUCCGGCGUCUUCCGGGUCAUCGGAUGAGUCUGACUCAGAGUCUGAGGCUGGCAAGCCAAAAAGGGUACUACGGGAGUCUUCGUCGGCCCGACUCCUUGGGCCCAAUGACUCGAGUCUACGUCUCUUACAGAUGAGCAGAAGAUCGUCAACUGGACAAAUCAAUAAGACGGCUGAGUCGGCGGACAGUAGCGACGAUGAAGUCCCCUUGUCCGUCAUCAAAAGAAGGACAGUGUCGAGCAAUGCCGUGCCUCAGCGUGGAGACGCCUCAUCUUCGGACGAAGAGGUCCCGCUCGCUCAGCUGCGCUCCAAAUGGCCGGUCAAGAAAGCUCCGUCACAUGCGUCGUCGUCUUGCGUCGAAAACAGGAAGAGCGACGAGCAAGGCAACGCUGUAGAUUCAGAGGAAGAUCGACCGCUCGGCCAGCGCCAUAGUAUGUUGGCACUGUCGACCUUCCAGCAGCUGCACAAAGGCACACUUCGCGCUAGCGACCGACGAUCAGCCAGCGAAUCAUCGGACGACGACGCCCCGCUUGGGGCCUCGCACCCGCAAGCCGCCAUUAUCGCCCAGCAAGCUGCGCUGAUCAAACAGCUUCAGGCAGAAACGAACUUUCAUCGUCAAAGUGCCUUUCUCGCCGCGAGCGCAAGCAUGGCAGCAAUGCCGUUCCUUCCACCCACGAUGACCUCUGUACCGUCGAGGAUGGGUAUGGCACCCGUGCCGACUCCCUCCCUGCCCGACCUGCGAGCAGCCUACCUCGCGACGAAUUCUUUACCGCGCUCACCCUCGAUUGGCAACUUUCCAUCUUCCGAAACGAGAAUGUCCCACCUGAAUGCCGGGACUACUUUGCCGAUUGCGGCGCAGGCGACAAUGGAUGGAGCGGCGGGAAUUGAUCAGUGGAGAAAUGGCGUGCUGCCGGGAUCUGCAACGCCUUCGUCCCUGACGACGACGACGCACUCCUCCGCUUGAGGUCUUGUUGCGAUUUGCAACCUCGUCACACCGAAAAACUAUAUCUUCCCGCUACCACUCGCGAUAGCAAACGGACGUAAGAACACGCGCAUGCUCGUGAUACGCAUUGCCAGGCACACAUCCGUGUAUCUCCGAUCACGCGUGGGAAUAGCGAACGAAGGCACAAGUCAAAUUGCUUGAGAGCAAAAGCGGGGGUAAAUGACGAGGGAGCAGCAUCGUAGUCGAAAGGGCAGCAGCAUAGUCUGAGGCAUGCGUGCCUGGUGACGACU